AUGCCAUUAUUUACUCGUGAAUUUGUUUCAUGCCAUGCUAAACCUUCUGAAUCUCAUCUAUAUAAUGAUCCAGUUAUGCUUAUUUGUAGUCAUGUUUUUUGUCGUUCAUGUUGUUUAUAUUUAGCUGAAUCAAGCAAUGAUAAAUCUAUCAUGUGUCCAAUUUGUUCAACACGAAUUCCAUUUGAUAAUAUUAAUCGAUUUACAAAUAGUCUUAUUUCACAUGGUACAUUAGCAACUAUGGUUAAACAAUAUUUACGAGAAGAACAUAAACCUAAUCUUUGUUAUUCAUGUCAGAAUAAUUGUAUAGAUGAUAAUGAAAAAUUUUGUCAAAAAUGUGAAAUACAAUAUGAAAAUCUUAAGAGGAAAAUAGUAGAAACAAUGAAAACUUGUGAAGAAUUAUUAGAAAAUCAAAAAAAGAUUUCAUUCGAUAAAAUUCAUGAAGAAAUCAAUCAAUUAUAUGUUACAAUUGAUCAACGAACAUUAAAUUUUAAUGAAAAUAUUGAUAAAUAUCAAAAAGAACUCGAAAAUGUAUUAAUAAGGCAACAAAAAGCAAAUGAAAAUAAUGCAUCAAAACAUCAACCAAUUGAUAUUAAUACAGUAUCAAAAUUAGUUGAACCUCGAUUAAAUGCUUUAAAAAAUAAUAACAAUAUUCUUGAAAAUAUCAAGGUCGAAAAGGAAAUUAAACGUUUAAAUGAAGAAGCUGAUCGACAAUUACGAUUACUCAAACAUAAAGCAGAUAUAGUACCUAUACUUAGUCCUCCAAAAACAAAAUCAUCGAUUAAUAUAUUGGGUGAACUUCGUUUCAAAUCUAUGAAUUCUGAUUCGAAAAUAUCAGAUGCAUCAUCUGAUCAAUCAAUGAUUAAUUCUUAUGGUGAUACAUCAUUUCAAUCUAUUCCAACUAAAUUACCAAUGUGGACUGUACUUGUCAAAGCACUUCCGACUCAUUUAUGUGUUUAUCCACUUGGUAAAUCAACAUUAAUUUUUAGUUGUAGUUCAGAUGGUAUUAUAUCUCUUCUUAAUUAUAUUUCACCAGUUACUUAUGAUUCUCCACGAUAUAUUCGAUCGUUUAAUCUUUUUCCUGAACAAACACAUGUUUUUGUUCAAUCAUUUACUGUAUUUAGUCGCUUUAUGCUUGUACAUACUCGUGAAAAAGAUAAAAUUGAUUAUCUUUUUAUUUUUUCACAUGAAGGUAUUCUUGAAUAUGGACCUAUUCAAUUAUCUAAUCCUAUAGGUCAAUAUCUUGCUGAUGAAAAUCGUUUAUGGGCUAUUGAUACAAUUACACAAACUAUAUUUUUUCAUACACAACCAUUAUUAACAGAUGAAAUUUCAUUUAAACUUUCUAAACGUGAUAAUUUCAUAUCAUUUGAUGAUACAUCAGAAUUUAUACCAUUUCGUAUUGCAAUAAAUCAUCAAUUAUUAGCUAUACUUAGUAAAGAUUUACAACAAGUAUAUAUUUAUAAUAAAAUGUCACGUGAACGAAUAUUUGUUAGUCAUUUUACUGCUGGAAAUAGUAUGAAUAUAUGGGAUAUUGGAUUAUUUCCACGUGAUCAUAGUUUAUUACUUAAAUUUGAUUGGAAAUCGGAUGGAGUCAUAAAACAUUCUUUAUUUAUACAUUUUAAUACAAAAAAUCAAUCUGUUGGACGAAUUGAAGGUAAACAUUGUUUAGAUGUAGUUAUUGGACCGAAUAAAGAAAUACUCAUUGGUUUUAAUCUUCGAACAGGUAUUAUUAGAUGUUAUAUGUAA
Messenger RNA from Adineta steineri, 1743 nucleotides. NCBI's taxonomy places the organism in Eukaryota, Metazoa, Rotifera, Eurotatoria, Adinetida, Adinetidae. The record is from the annotation of a GenBank genome assembly.